AUGCUCUCCCGCAUCGCCCAGCGCACCCAGCGCACCCUCUCGCGCACCGCCACUUCGGCCGUCGCAUCCGGCAGCCGCGCUUAUGCCUCGGACGCAGGCUACACCGGCGGGCCCACGUUCGAGUUGACCGAGGAGCAGGCGUCGAUCCGCGAGCUCGCGAGGCAGUUCACCGAGAACGAGAUCAUCCCGGUCGCGGCAGAGCACGACCGCACCAUGAAGUACCCGUGGGAGGUCAUCAAGAAGGCGCACGCCGAGGGCCUGCUCAACGUCCACGUUCCGGAGGAGUACGGCGGUGCCGGCCUCUCGGUCAUGUCGUCGUCGCUCGUCUCGGAGGAGCUCGCGUACGGCUGCACGGGCAUUCAGACGGCCAUCGAGGCAAACGGCCUCGCCUCGGCACCCGUCAUCAUCGGCGGCAACGACGCCCAGAAGCGCAAGUACCUCGGCCGGCUCACCGAGGAGCCGCUCAUGUGCGCGUACGGCGUGUCGGAGCCGGGCGCGGGUAGCGACGUCGCGUCGAUUACGACCAAGGCGACGCUCGAGGGCGACAAGUACGUUAUCAACGGCAGCAAGUGCUGGAUCACGAACGGCGGCGUCGCGAACUGGUACUUUGUCCUCGCCAAGACGGACGCGGCGGGCAAGCCGCACAAGUCGCUCUCGGGCUUCAUCGUCGACGCCGACACCCCGGGCAUUACCGUCGAGAACAAGCUCAUCAACAUGGGCCAGCGCUGCUCGGACACGCGCAUCAUCAACUUUGAAAACGUCGUCGUCCCCAAGGAGAACCUCCUCGGCAAGGAGGGUGACGGCUUCAAGAUCGCCAUGGGCGCCUUCGACAUCACGCGCCCGCUCGUCGCUUCGGGCGCCGUCGGCCUCGCGCAGCGCGCCCUCGCCGAGGCGGCCAAGUACGCCCACGACCGCAAGACGUUCGGCACCCCCAUCAUCCAGCACCAGGCGAUCGGCACCCUGCUCGCCGAGAUGGCCAUCGGCGUCGAGAACUCGCGCAACGCCGUCUGGCGCGCCUCGUGCGCCAAGGACGCCAACGACCCUCGCACGACCUACCUCGCCUCGAUCGCCAAGGCCUACGCCUCGCAGGUCGCCGUCUCGAACGCCGACAAGUGUGUCCAGAUCUUUGGUGGUGCGGGCUACAACACUGAGUACCCCGCCGAGAAGCUCUUCAGGGACUCGAAGAUCUUCCAACUUUAUGAAGGCACCACGCAGAUCCAGAACCUCAUCAUCUCGCGCGUCGUCGCCAACGACUACGCCUGAGCGUCCUCCGGCUCGUCGUCGGGGAGAAGGAGCUCUCGCCGGCCUGCUCUCGCGCCCCUCUCUCUCUCUUUCUACCCUGCAUCACUCUCUGUGUCAUCUCUGCCUUGUCGUGUCCUCGCAAUCACAAACCCUUUGCACUGCG
Rhodotorula graminis WP1 is the source of this 1405-nucleotide messenger RNA. RefSeq lists its product as uncharacterized. Gene Ontology annotation, biological process: medium-chain fatty acid catabolic process; fatty acid beta-oxidation. The record is from RefSeq and is a predicted model, not a curated record. Gene Ontology annotation, molecular function: flavin adenine dinucleotide binding; medium-chain fatty acyl-CoA dehydrogenase activity. Lineage: Eukaryota; Fungi; Basidiomycota; Microbotryomycetes; Sporidiobolales; Sporidiobolaceae. The coding region runs from base 1 to 1263 and encodes 420 amino acids. The transcript has 17 exons. Gene Ontology annotation, cellular component: mitochondrion.